Molecule: messenger RNA, 810 nt
Organism: Penicillium soppii
Lineage: Eukaryota; Fungi; Ascomycota; Eurotiomycetes; Eurotiales; Aspergillaceae
Gene: fmaE
Product: monooxygenase fmaE
Exons: 2
Coding region: 1-810 (269 amino acids)
Source: RefSeq, a predicted model, not a curated record
AUGUCUCAGUCCAUGAAGCCUCUUCUUCCACCCACAACACAACCACGCCAACAUCUUACAGCUUCUGAUAUCGCUUUCUUUUUUCCAAAUCAGUUCAGUCUCGGCACGCUGCUCUGCAUCGGUUCUCUCAUACAGAUGACCCUCUGCGCCAUCCUCCCCCUCCACUACGCCGCGAUCCCAUGCGCAACAGCCCUCCUCAUAUCCAUCCUCACCACAAUGAAAAAUUGCUUUCAGCCAAUGACAAAUCCGUUCAUGGCUGACGUCAUUCGUGGACGAGCCACAGCCCAGAUCCCAAGCCAAGACGGCCAAUAUGGCCCCAGGCCAGGGAAGGGAUCAGUGGUGGUUUUCCACCUCGGAAUACAAUACAACCACCCCUUGGGACUUUUUGCACCGCACGUGCUGGAAAUCUCAAACCGGUUCCUCGCUCUACAAGAAGAUAUCCUUCUGCGCAAAGAUGAGCUUGGGCUACUUGCCGUUGAAAAGUGGCGAGGCAGCGAGCGCAGCUCUAACAACACCAUUUUGAUCAAGUAUUUCUUCAAAGACGUGGAAAGUAUUCAUAAAUUUGCGCUCGAACCACUACAUAAGGAGACAUGGGCAUACUACAAUAAACAUAACCCCGGACAUGUGGGUGUCUUCCAUGAGACCUUUAUCACAAAAGAUGGAGGGUAUGAAAGUAUGUAUGUAAAUUGCCAUCCGACUCUGCUCGGAAGGGGCGAGGUGAAGGGUACAGCGGACUGGAUGGGGACACUGGUCAGUGCUGAUACGCCGGGGUUGAGAUCCUUCGGGGCAAGAUUGGGCAAAGAUGACUAG